AAAGAAAAUACAGGGGGGCGGGGCCUGACUGCAGAGCUGAGAGGACACUUGCCUCCAUAGCUCCGGCUCAAACAAAGGCCACCCAGCAACAGGGGAUAUCGGGGAGCACACACUGAUACUGCCCAAGCGACAUUUCAAGCGACACGCACCCGACACCCUGAUGCGGCCUACCAGCAUGGUGAGUGCGGGAGAGACGGCCGCUCUCCUGCCGCCAAGAAUGCCUGCAAGCACAAUCCAGAACCCACGCCUCUCCCCCCCAUGGCCCGGCGGGGGUUAUCCCGGGCCGCUCCCACAUGAGCCCCUGGACAAGCAGCGCCCAAACAAGUCUCACGCAAAGCCAGCUGGCAAAUCCUGUGGCCAACAAAAUGGCAGACGACCGGAGCACCGCGGCCUUGCGGCAUGCCGGCAAAGAAACGGAGACUAGACUCGACUACAUAUUUGGCCUUUUCUGGGAAAAGCUGGAAGCGCUUGUGAGGCCUGAAGAACUAAGGGAGCAGCCUGACUCGGCACAACAGAGCCUGACUCAGAGGUUCAAAAAGAGGGAAGUGGAAAACCCCCGAAACCCCACUCCAAACACAGGCAGGCGUUGGCACAGGGCCACCCUGAAAACCAUAGCUCGGCCUGCACCGAGGCCUGCAACAACGCCUACAUUGAGGCCCGCACCUAGGAUAGCACGUAAGAGCCAUCCCGAGAAGAAACAAAGAGGGGGAAUGCAGAAGGCAUCACAACUUCAGAAAAGCCGCCACGCAACCCACAAAUGCUUAACUGAAUGCCAACCCAUGCGAAGACGUGGCAAGUGCAGCCCACACCCUCUGGUGGUGUGUGAAACCCCGUCCACGAGCAGAUUCCGAGCCUCUGACCGUGCCAUUGACAGCUCUCAGAUGAGGGAGAACCGGGGACUGGACUGGAGCUGGUGGGGUAGCUAUGCAGGGACACUGUCAUUUAACACACCACCACAAAGGCAGCAUGGGUCAGUGGGCAUAGGCUGACCACCCCACUUGAGAGCAGGAUUGGGCUACUACUCCCUUUAGGUCACAGGUCUCAUACCGGGCAAUGUAGUGUACCCUGAACCAACAUUCACCCACCUUAUACUUUUAAAUAUUGACUACAAGUCUGCUUAACAACUUAAGUUGUUUCUCUCUGAGAGUUUAGGUUUUUUGUUUUUUUUCUUCCAUUUUCUCCACACAGUUGGCACCGGUGGCAACAUAACCUGUGAUAAUUUAGCAUGAUCUAUAUAGCCACCUCUCCACCUACCAUAGAGCUUAGAAAGAUUUGCAUACUAUGCGAACAGACAUUACCGUUUAGCUCUAGGAAAGUAUCACUAAGCAUGUUUCUAACCUUCUCAUUACACCUUUUUACUCGUGUUUAACUUAGCAUAAUUCUCAUGUCCUGUUUAUCAACCUGAUUAAGCUAUCUAUGUGUACUUUAACUACCGGGACCAACAUGUCUAGCUUGUAGAAAUCUUAAUGUUCUUCAUAUAUGAGCAUAUAAAUUGCCUCUCCACUACCAUUUCGAGAGCUGCAGCGUGAAAUAGACCCCAGUGGUAACAAGCUAUUAUGUCUCAUCUAUACCAUGCCUUGUUUAAGCUUCACUAGCACCCAACAUGUCUAGCUUUUAAAAUUGUCAGCAAUACUGCUCCUUUUAUUGCCCCAACACAUUGCAUGCUCUUGCUUUGUCUUCCAGUUAUUGCAUAGCUAGCCAUGGUGAACCAGCUUGACGUAUACCUAACUGUUUUCUUCUUUUACCUUAAAAAAAGUAUGCAAACCUAACUAGCCACACACCUGUUAUACCUAUGAUCAUUGAGCCUGCUACAGCUGUUGUGGCGAUACAGGCACUGUUGUACUUUACCGCAUACCAAAAAUAAAGAAUUAUAAAAAAAGAAAACACAAAGUAAGGUGGAGUAACAAACAAUUGUAUCCAGUCUUGUAUAUACAUCUAUUAAAUAAAUAAAAACCAAAACAAUAACCAAAUAAAAACUUCACAGUAAUGUAAAACAUGCAGAAAAAAAAUAUACAAAUAAAAUCUAUAACAAUUACACCAGUGUGAUGACAACCAGACAAAAUCCAACUCAAUAGCAUAGAUCAUUGAAAUUAGACUAUUAGAAUUUUAGAACAAAAGCAAUGUUGGCAAUAUAGGAGAGCUGGUUUAAAUCCUCAGUGUAUGUUGAAGGUGCAGGAUAUAUUAGGAUGGAAAAAAAAUGUCAUGACACCAAAAUACUGAGCGUGUAAUAGUCAUCCAAAACCUUCACUAUAAUGUCUGUAGUGACAACCUGCCAGUUUUAUGUCAGGCGUUACUGAAAUUAUAAGCUUGUCUUAUCAGAUAUAGCAUGCCUCUAUCAACUCACCAGAGAUAAAUGAACAUCAGGAGGUAACAAGCUGCUAAUCUGUUAUUGUUAAGGCACAUCUUAAAGACCCACAGGUCGUGUAGAGCAGUGGUCCCCUACCC
Pelobates cultripes (western spadefoot toad) is the source of this 2445-nucleotide messenger RNA. NCBI's taxonomy places the organism in Eukaryota, Metazoa, Chordata, Amphibia, Anura, Pelobatidae. The record is from the annotation of a GenBank genome assembly.